ACUACUAUGAGUGACUUACACAGGUUAACGUUGCGCCGCUUUUGAAGAGUGUGUCUGACUUUUUUCAGUGUUUGGCAAAACCUGUUUUGUCGAUUAUGUGGUAUGGGCCUGCAUGGUAGGCUGCUUGUGGUAAAGGGAUCAGAGACUGCGGAAUUGGGACAAAGACCACAGAGCAUGAUAUACAGGCCGCGAGUUGCAACGACAUGCGAGAUCACUACCAGGCGCGUGUGACUCUAUGGCAAAACAUUCUUUAAUAUCGUUUCCAAAAUAUAACGUUGUAUUGUGAAGGAUAUACAAGUGUGGAAUUCUGAGGACGGAGUCUGCGACAGAAUAACUAUGGACUUGAAAUCGUUUGUUUGUAGCACCGUGUAAAGUGUGUGGGGUAUAUACACACCUCAGCAACGGAAAUAAGCAACGUUUGUGCUUGUACUUCAUUUUAAGUGAGAUUCAAUCAUGUUUUCCUAUCAGCAUUAUGUGACUCCUCUGGUUUUGAUAUCGACAGCAUCGUUACUGAUCUGUACUGAAGGGUCAACGGAGACGGUUAAAGCGACCACCUGUCAAUACCGGAAUGUGACGUACGCCGCCAGGCAGACCUUUAAACCAGACCCUUGUACGUUCUGCAAGUGUCCUCGGGGUGGAGGUGAGGCUAGAUGCGCCAUCAUGGACUGUAAGUGGGAACCCCAUUGUCUCAAGUUCGCUACUGACCAUGACGUAUGCUGCCCUACCUGUCUCCACUAUGGGUGUCUGCACAGUGACGGGAAGGUCUACGAGGUGGGGUCAGUUGUGUCCAGGGGUAACUGUUCCACGUGCUACUGUCCGGAGUCCGGAGGGCGGACUGUCUGUGAGGUGACGCAGUGUCCGCGGCCUCGGUGUGUUGACCAUGUCGUCAGAGAGGGCACCUGUUGUCCAUCAUGUCCAAAUGGGCAUAACUGUCAGUACAAAGGACACAUCAUCCCAGCGAACAAGAUACUGGACAUCGACCAUCGUCGUUGUCGUUGCAAGCGUCUGAAGUUGGCAAGGGGAACGUCGUUUUUUGCCAGCUGUCGAAAGAAGCACUACUGGCGAGCGAAACAUUAAAAGUGGUAUUCAAACAGUUGAAAAUGUAGCGCAUAUAAGUAUGUGAACAUACCAUCCAGCCAUGCACAGGGAAUUAAAUCCAAGGGCCAUGUCCACAAAGCGACGUUAAUUCUAUGACUGUCUUAAGACCGAUAUUUGAACGUUGACUUACGUCAGUUGUACAUCCUGCUUCACACAGUGGCAUAAUCACAAGUACAUCAUGUGAGUGUCAGUCAUAUACAUCGAGUUAGAUUAGCGACGGUGACGUGAUGUACACAUUACGUCAUCACAUCUGACGUCAACCAGGUUUCAGGGCUGACAUACAAGAAUGCCUGUCUCCCUUCUGUCUGACUGGUAUGCGCUUAUUUCACAUUAUCACAUGACAUUUGAUUGAUGGACGUUAUGACGUUCCUUGCUUUAUGUCAUCACUUAGUUAAUCACAUUCCUAUGACCACAACGCUGUAAUGUGCUUAAUCACGUGCUUAAUCACUUGUUAUAGCUUGCAAAUGGAUGUUGUGUACAGUCGAAACCCCAGUGUAUGGAGUCUAUCGGGACCGUUUUGUCUCUUCGAGAUAUCCGAAAAACCAGAUAACGAAGCAUCAGCACCAAGACCGUUCUGUAGCUGCGUAGCAUACGAUAGCAUACACAAGAAAUGUGUACGCGAUCUUAAAUUGAAAUGAUGUUUUACCUGCAAUGAUUUAAACAAAUGUGACAAAUUAUUACACUGUACAUUUACCUUAUCAGGCACAGUAGAAAUCUCAAUUAGCCUGUCCACUUCACAAUAACAACAAAAUGCCACCGAACCUUCAAAAUUGUUGAUUCACUGCGUCAUGUUAGUUGGAUUGCUUUAAUCCGACUCUGAAUACUAAGUAGAAUUUAGAAAUCAAGUAUGAUUAUUUCUAGACUGUACAAGAUAAAUUUAAACAUCGACAUGUUUUCGAAUUAGAAUAAAACAUGUUUCAU
Haliotis rubra (blacklip abalone) is the source of this 2019-nucleotide messenger RNA. RefSeq names its product von Willebrand factor C domain-containing protein 2-like. Gene Ontology annotation, biological process: negative regulation of BMP signaling pathway. The transcript has 2 exons. The record is from RefSeq and is a predicted model, not a curated record. Gene Ontology annotation, cellular component: AMPA glutamate receptor complex. NCBI's taxonomy places the organism in Eukaryota, Metazoa, Mollusca, Gastropoda, Lepetellida, Haliotidae. Gene Ontology annotation, molecular function: protein binding. The coding region runs from base 454 to 1077 and encodes 207 amino acids.